This is a messenger RNA of Protobothrops mucrosquamatus (brown spotted pit viper), 2982 nucleotides long. RefSeq names its product klotho beta (gene KLB). The record is from RefSeq and is a predicted model, not a curated record. Gene Ontology annotation, biological process: carbohydrate metabolic process; fibroblast growth factor receptor signaling pathway. Gene Ontology annotation, molecular function: fibroblast growth factor receptor binding; fibroblast growth factor binding; hydrolase activity, hydrolyzing O-glycosyl compounds. The transcript is spliced from 5 exons. Lineage: Eukaryota; Metazoa; Chordata; Lepidosauria; Squamata; Viperidae. Bases 1 to 2982 code for a protein of 993 amino acids.
AUGCGGUCCAUUGCUGGAUUUCACCGGAGUGGAAUUUCUGUCUGGGAUAAGGAUCCCCGUUUAAGUCCUGUGAAUGAAACUCAGCUGUUCCUGCGUGACACGUUCCCUCCCAAUUUCCUGUGGGGAGUGGGAACCAGUGCCUUUCAGGUGGAGGGGAGUCAGCAAGGGGAUGGGAAAGGUGCCUCAAUUUGGGAACACUUCCUCCAUUCCAACUUCAGAGAUGCUUACAGGACGGAGGACUGGAGCAACAGCUACACAUUCCUGGAAAAAGAUUUAGCCGCCCUGAGUUUUUUGAGGGUCUCUUCCUACCACUUUUCCCUCUCCUGGCCGAGGCUCUUUCCUACCGGCAUGGUGACAGCCGUCAAUCAGAAAGGACUCAGCUACUACAACCGUCUGCUGGAUGCUCUCGUCCAGAGAGGCAUUGAGCCCGUCGUCACCCUGUACCACUGGGACUUGCCGUGGGAACUGCAGGAGAGAUACGGAGGCUGGGAAAACGACUCCCUGGUUGACGUUUUCAACGACUAUGCCACUUUUUGCUUCCGAGCCUUUGGAGAUCGGGUGAAGUACUGGAUUACAAUACACAACCCUUAUCUCGUCGCUUGGCACGGAUACGGCACAGGGCUUCAUGCCCCCGGAGAGAGGCGCAAAGGUGCUGCCUACGUGGUGGGACAUAACCUGAUCAAGGCUCAUGCAAAAGUCUGGCAUAAUUACGACCGACAUUUUCGACCCCAGCAGAGAGGUUUUGUAUCGAUCACGUUGGGAUCUCACUGGGUUGAGCCGAGUCAAAUCAAUAAUGAAUCCGAUAUUGAAAAGUGUCAGCUGUCCAUCCAAAAUGUCCUAGGCUGGUUUGCGAAGCCGAUACACGGAGAUGGAGAUUACCCCGAAGAGCUGAAGAUGGGACUUCCCUUUCUGCUCCCAAAAGUCACGCCGACCGAAAGGAAAUAUUUUAAAGGGACCGCCGAUUUCUUUGCCUUUUCCUUCGGGCCAAAUAACUUUAAACCUCCGGGCAAUGUGCCCCAAAUGGACCAAAAUUUCUCCCUCGACUUGAGGGGAGUUUUGAACUGGAUCAAAGCGGAAUACAACCCUCCCAGGAUCUUGAUUGCGGAAAAUGGCUGGUUCACCAACAAGGAUGUGACAACAGAAGACACGACGGCAAUUUACCUAAUGAAGAACUUUGUUAAUAAGGUUUUGCAAGCUAUUAAAUACGAUCAGAUUGAGGUGUUUGGCUACGUGUCUUGGUCUCUCCUGGAUGGAUUUGAAUGGCAACAGAUGUUCAACACCCGGCGAGGAUUGUUUUACGUAGACUUUAAUAGUAAAGCGAAGGAGCGGAUCCCCAAGUCAUCUGCAUUUUAUUAUAAGCAAAUUAUUCAGGAGAAUGGCUUUCCUGCGGAAGAAUCGACCCGGACUUUGCAAGGCCAAUUUCCUCGGGACUUUUUCUGGGGCAUCACCGAAUCAGUUAUCAAGUUCUGUGACCCUAACCUGUAUCUCUGGAACGUCUCCGGCGACGGAAAAUUCUAUCAGGUGAAGGGAGUGAAGUUGAAAACCCGGCCAGUUCAGUGCACGGACUUCACCAGCCUUAAAACACAUCUUCAACUGCUGUCACGAAUGAAGGUCACUCAUUACAGAUUCGCCUUCAAUUGGUCGCUGCUCCUCCCCAGCGGCGAUCUGCUGUCCCUUAACCGCCAAGUCCUUCGGUAUUACCGAUGUCUGAUUAGCGAGACGCUCAAGCUCAAUGUGAAGCCCGUGGUGACCUUGUACUAUCCGACCUAUCAGUCACUAAGCCUGCCGGGUCCUUUACUUCAACACGGCGGUUGGUUGAAUCAAUCCACCGUCCGGGCAUUUAGAACUUAUGCCGAAAAGUGCUUCCAGGAAUUUGGAGACUUGGUUAAAUUCUGGAUCACCGUCAACGAGCCAAAUCGGUUCAGUGACGUUUACAACGGCAGCAGCAAUGACACGUACCAGGCAGCUCACAACUUGCUGAUGGCUCACGCCACGGCUUGGCAGGUCUACGAUAAGCGGUAUCGGUCUUCCCAGCGGGGUCAGGUGUCUCUGUCUCUGCACUGCGAUUGGGCGGAACCUGCCAAUCCUUAUUUCGAUAGCCACUUGGAAGCGGCCGAGAGGUUCCUCCAGUUUGAGAUGGCCUGGUUUUUAGACCCUCUGCUGAAGACGGGGGACUAUCCCCCAGCCAUGAGGAAAUAUCUCGGUUACAAAAAAGGCCAAGGCCUCUCCAGUUCCUUUUUGCCCUUUUUCACCAAGGGAGAGAAGCAGCUGGUUCGGGGGGCUGCCGAUUUUAUCGCCGUGAAUCACUUCACCACGAGAUUCGUGGCCCACGAUUCGAAGAACGGGAGCCGGUAUGAAUUCGACCAGGACAUUCAACUCGUGCAAGAUUUCACCUACCUCAGUUCCCCCUUUCGCUCCGCCGUGGUGCCUUGGGGGUUACGCAAAGCCCUGAACUGGAUCCGUCGGCGUUACGGCGAUACGGACAUUUACCUCACGGCUAGCGGGAUCGAGGACCUGUCGAACGACAACGACGAGCUCCGAAAAUACUACAUCGGAAAGUACGUGCAGGAAGCGUUUAAAGCUUACCGCGUCGACAAAGUCAACCUCAAAGGCUACUUUGGAUUUAAGCUCACGGACGAAGUCGCCAAACCCAAAAUCGGAUUCUUCAAUGCCGAAUUCCAGGCCAAGGCUUCCGUCCAAUUCUACAAUCAGCUGAUCUGCAACAACGGCUUCCCCACCGAGCCGACAGAUAAAUGCGGCCAACAAACAACGGACACGGCUCCCUGCACCCUCUGCCUGCUUUUCGUUCGGGAAAAGCCGCUAAUCUUUCUCGGAUGCUGCCUUCUGGCUACACUAGUGACGCUUCUAAGUAUCGUUGCUUUUCAUAAACGAAAGAAAAGAAAACAACACUGGUCAAAAUACUUCCAGCACUUUGGUCUUUCUGUUGAAACGAAAGCUAAGAAAGUCCCUAGCCAGAUAUAG